AUGAAUAUAUUAUACAAAAAAUUAUUUGCUAAUAUAACGAGUAAAAGAUUUCUUCUAUUUAAUAAUGUAAUUUUAAAAAAAAGAAAAGGCUAUCUAUCACACAAAAGGAAUUUAUUUUUUUUUAAAAAUGAUAAGAAUGAUAUCAUAAAAAAUGAAAUUGAAGAAAUUUUAAAAAGAAACGGAAAUGAUAUCUCUACCUUAUACGAAAAAAAUAAAAAUGAUAAAUAUAAUGAACAGAAAAAUAAGGAAGAAGAAAAAUUUAUAUAUAAAAAGGGAAAAUUUAAAAGAUUAUUCAUAUUUAUUGGUUUUCAAAGUAUACCUAUUAUUGCCUUAAUGUAUUUAUUUAAAUAUAUAGAAGAAGUAAAAUUAAACGAACUUAACUUUAAAUUUGAUUCUUCUGAAGAUAUAAUUAAUGAAGCCAUUAAAUUAAUUAAUGGAUCAUCCUUAUGUUUUUGCUUAUAUUUUGAUAAAAAUGUAAUAAAUACUGUUUAUAUCGAACCACUAAAUCCUGAAAAUGCAGAAAUUAAUUAUGAAUUGAAUAAUAAACAAAUAGCUAGCUCUUCAUUUUCAAAUUCAGGGUUUGAAAUAAAAAAAAAUGAAAAAAUUAUGAACGGGUCAGGUAGCCAAAUGAUAAAAAAAAAUAAUGAAGAAAUAAAAAAUAUGAACAGGUCAGGUCAAAUUAAUAAUAAUGAGUAUGAAAAAAAUAAAAACUUGUUAAACGAUAUAAAUAUAGAAGAACAAAAUAGUACAAAUAACAACAACAAUAAUGAUAAUAAUAAUAAUAAUAAUAAUAAUAUUGGUGAUACCAGUUCAAGUAAUAGUAUAAAGAAUUUAUUAUACUCUUUAAAUAAACCCUUAAUGCAAGAAAUUAUGUGUAGUAAAGGUUCAAUGGAAGUACCAUUAAAUUAUAUGUAUUUUUGUAUUAGCAAAAAUACGGAUAUAUAUGAUUAUAUAAAAAAUAAAAAUAAAGACAUUAGCUUAUUAUAUUCUGAUGAGAAAAAAAAUGUAUAUGCUACAUUAACAGGGAAUGCUUCUAUAAUAGAAAAUGAAGAUAUAAAAAAUAUUAUAUGGACAGAUAAAUGGAGAUAUUUGAUAUCUGGUGAUUAUAAGGAUAAUUAUAUAUUAAUAAAGUUCACACCAUCUACUGUAUUACUUAAAACUAUAGGAUUAAAAAAUGAACACUGGAAGAGUAAUAUUGUUAGGAGAUCCAUAAUAGAUGAUAAAAUUUCAUGGGUCAAAAUUUGA
Plasmodium adleri (nom. inval.) is the source of this 1245-nucleotide messenger RNA. Its product is annotated as conserved Plasmodium protein, unknown function. The record is from RefSeq and is a predicted model, not a curated record. The transcript has a single exon. Bases 1 to 1245 code for a protein of 414 amino acids. NCBI's taxonomy places the organism in Eukaryota, Apicomplexa, Aconoidasida, Haemosporida, Plasmodiidae.